AUGCACUCCUUAGUACUCACGACACGUACACACACGAAGACAGAGGCUCCGUACGUGCUUUCAGGUCUCACGCCAACUAAGACGUGCAAGCUAUCUGCAUGGAGACCAUGGACGUGCAGGCGCAGCGGAGCUUCGUCGUACCCGCGCCGCACCGUGUUCGACCUCGUCGCGCCGACCUACCACGUCACCGUCCUCUUCGCCUUCUCCCCACCCAACCCCACCGACGACGUCCUCAUCGACGCUCUGGCCGCCACCCUGCCGCACUUCCCGCUCCUCACCGCCCGCCUCGAGCUCAGGUGCCGCCCCGACCAUCCGCGACGACGUCCGUUCUUCGUCACGGGCAAAGGCGGCGCGGGUGCUCUCGUCGUGGAGGCCGCGGUGUCGUCCGCGCUCUCGGACCACCUCCGGCUCGUGCCGUCGCCGGACCUCGCGCUCCUGCACACGCCGGUCGACAAGGGCACGCCGCACCUGCUCCAGCUGCAGAUCAACCGCUUCGCGUGCGGCGGCCCCGUGAUCGCCUCCUCGGCGCACCGCCAGGCCGCCGACGGCUACUCCAUGUCCACCUUCUUCUACGCGUGGGUCGACCGCCCCGUGCCGUACGGACCGGGAGGUCUCGUGCCGCGUUGUCCGCCACGGUGCGAGUUCGAGCACCGCGGCGCCGAGUUCUUGCCCCUGUCAUCGCCGCACAAGAACGGUGCAAGCAGCCGUCAGGCUCCUGUCCGCGUCGACCCUUCCGAGAUCACCAACAUGCUGCUGCAUUGCACGAGCGGGUUCGUCGCCAAGCUCAAGGCCCGAGCGCAGAACAGGUACACGACCUUCGAGACCGUGUCGGCCCACCUCUGGAAGAAGAUCACGGUCGCGCGCGGGCGGGUUGACGACGCCGCGCACACGUCGCUAAACGUCUCGGUCAACGGCCGUGCGCGGCUGGGGACGGACGCCGUGCCCAGGGGGUUCUUCGGCAACGUCGUGCUCACGGCGAAAUCCUGGACGAGCGCCAGGGACUUGGCCCGCGGCAGCCUCGCCGACGCAGCGGCGCUGGUUCGCGCCGGCGUCCUCGCCGUCGACCGGAUGUACUUCCAGUCGUUCAUCGACUUCGGGGUGCUGCACGGCGACGAGGAGCUGGAGCCAUUUCUCUACCUGUACACCUGUGCUAAGUCUGAUACUGGGCAUUUCAGUCUGUGUGAGGCCUUCUGUACUGUUGCAGCUCAUUGUCCAGUGACUUACUUUGAUACAAUGUCCAAAUUCUUUCUGCUAGUUGAGUCUGUUGGGAUAGUUGCUCAAUUGCUCUGCUAUGCAAAUCAGCUAAUUAAGAUAGCUCAGAUUCCUGCUAUUUUAAUUGUCUCUAUGGAAUAA
Molecule: messenger RNA, 1353 nt
Organism: Phragmites australis (common reed)
Lineage: Eukaryota; Viridiplantae; Streptophyta; Magnoliopsida; Poales; Poaceae
Product: tryptamine hydroxycinnamoyltransferase 1-like
Exons: 4
Coding region: 1-1353 (450 amino acids)
Molecular function (GO): acyltransferase activity, transferring groups other than amino-acyl groups
Source: RefSeq, a predicted model, not a curated record